Messenger RNA from Metopolophium dirhodum (rose-grain aphid), 706 nucleotides. RefSeq lists its product as uncharacterized. NCBI's taxonomy places the organism in Eukaryota, Metazoa, Arthropoda, Insecta, Hemiptera, Aphididae. The transcript has 4 exons. The record is from RefSeq and is a predicted model, not a curated record. The coding region runs from base 62 to 628 and encodes 188 amino acids.
CAUAAAUUUUACAACUUCAAGCAACAGUAUUAAUACAUGGGGCUAUUAUAGCAAGAGAAUAAUGGCAACAAUUAUAAAAAUGAUGUUUUAUCCUAUAUUUAUUGGAGCACUUGUCAUCAACGUUAUGUCUAUAUAUAAUCCUAUGUUAACAUACACUCUGCGUUUUAAAAGACUGGAAGUACAUCCUAACUUCACUGUUGAGUCUUAUACGAUCGAUCGAUACAAAGAAGGAGAAUUUAUAAAUGGCCAAAUUACAAUCAAUUCGAAAAAACAAAUUGACAAAGCAGUAGUGGUAUUUUAUCGUUGUGACCAAGAUGGUAUUAACUGUGAAUACUUCCAAAUGUGGACAUUAACAGGCCUUUGCACUAAAUUAAAGGAAAAGAAUCAAAUAUGGUCCCGAUGGUACAAUUCGUUUGAUCCACCUAUGGUUUGUCCAUUAGAUAAAGGGACUUAUCGAAUAAAAAAUGCAACUGUUGAUAUUGGCCCAGCACUACUGUUGUAUCCUCAAGUAACCGAUUACCAAUGGAGAGUAGUUCAAAAGUUCUACUCUGAUGAUAUAUUUAUCGGUAGUUACAUGAUGGAACUUUAUUUAUUUGGCUACAGAAAAAAAAUGAAGUCCAUUUUAUAACUAUAACAAUUUAUAAUAAGUUAUUUAUUAAAAUUUAACUACAAUAAUAAAUAUAAACAAAUUCGUAGUAGGUAUUCA